UCUGAGGACGGCCAUGAGUAGACACUGAGACGUUGUUGUGGAUACCCGUAUUACCCCGUGUAUAUCACGUCGGAUAUCGUCACCCCCUUAUCAAGAUCGGGGGAGGGGGUCAGUCAGAACACCUGGACUUUACUGGAUGCUCAGGUGUGAGCCUAAUACUUUUAAUUACAGGUACUCGUUGCAAGACUCACAGGGGAUGGUCAGCUGUGUGCCUUCAUGGAUGGUGUGUGACAAAUGAACAUGUUUUGGGUUAAAAUGAAACGUUUUGGAUAGCAUCUUCGACAGAGAUACGUAAUACGUAAAUACAUAGAAGGUGGCGAGGAGUUUAAGUUGCCACUUCCGCCAUUGAGUGAUACAAGAAACUGUUCACGGGUUCUACAAAACACUACUUCCACUUCCGGUUCCGGUUGAGCUAUGGCGGAUCCGGUUGUCAGUUCCCGAUUCGGACAGCGCCCUAUUUUGGAGGUUCCCGCUCUAGAAGUCUUCAACCCUAACCGAAUGGUUGGAUCGUUACAGGACGACAACCCACGAGCUCAUCCGACGUUCGGGCGAACCGGGUACACGGCUCCACAGCCAGACUACAGCCGUUACAACCACAUACCCCCGUACCCGUACCCGAACCUACCAAGCGGACAUGCUCCACCCAUACCGGCGUAUUUUGGAAUCAGCCAAGCACCGCGACAAGCUCAAACAGUUCCGGCGUAUAGCCAUCACCCAGAUCCACGUUUUUACACAUAUGGACCUUACGGGGAGGUGAGGGGAGGGUCUGUUCAACCCACGUACUAUAACCCCUACCCUGGGGUACAGAGCCCGUACUAUGUACCCCCACCCCCUCCUCCACCACCCAUACCCCCGCCACCAAUGGCUCAUCACAUAACGGACGAGAGUUUCUACAUGGAAGGGGUGCUGGAGUUUGGUCGGCUUGUGACAGUGCAUCUGAAAAGGUCUUCGAGAGAUUUUACAAGUUUACCGGAUUUCAUGAAACGAGAGUUAAAAGCAACGUACGGGAAGUAUCCCAAAACUGACAUUCGGAUAACAUCGGAUAAGGGGGAGUACCACAUCUACGCCAAACCCCAGGGGUACGCGGAUGAUGCUGACUACCCCCGGUCCUUCCGCACCCCGUCGAAACACGAGCAUGAGGCAAGGAAUCCCAGCUACAGACCCAGGGACGUGGAGAGAUGGUACGACUGGGACCCACAGAACAGACGGGAUGAUGAUGUAUUUUUCGAAUGAGACAAACACGUGAACAGUGUUAUUCAUCAACGUGUAGGACCUCCAGACACGGCACACUGGAUAGCAUGGUGCACCAUCGGGUGAUUCAAAUGGAGCCUCAGCAUCGAUUGUCAUAGCAACCGUACCAGGUUGUGUGUUUUGGCAAUGACAGUGUUUCUCUGUUCGUAUCGUGAAAUGACUUGUGGAUGAAGGGGGGCACCUUCAUCCUUAUUUAUGAUGAAGUAGAACAUUUUUGAGACAGAUACAAAGGUUUGUUGACUCAGAUGUAACAACAAUCCGCCUUGGACAUUCCUGUGUCACAGUGCAAUCUGAUACAGUACUGACCCCUCAGUGAAUAGUCAUUUAUUGGGCACUUCUUUCUGUACCAGAACGUUAGAGCAUAUCUAUAAAUAGCGCUUGUGUGGUGUGGUGGCCUGGUGGUUAAAGUGUUCGCUCGUCACAUCGAAGACAAGAUUUAAAGUUCAUUAUAAGGUUCGAUUCCCCUCAUGGGUACAUUGUGUGAAGCCCAUUUCUGGUGUUCCUCGCCUUGAUAUUGCUGGAGUAUUGCUAAAUCGCUACUGUUUGCACACCUGUUUGAGAGAAUUUAGACGCUAUGUACAUUCAUUAACAUUGGUAUCAAUAUUAUUAUCACAGUUUAGAUGCCAGUGUCCUUUGGUCUGAUUUAUAUAUAACCUGAAAACAUUAAUGGAUUUGAACAUGUAUAAUAAUUCCGGCUUUUGUACAUCCAGUUUAAAGUGUAUGUCAGUGUGUGUCUAUUUUGAAAAGUUACAUUAUAGAUUGAUAAUCCUCUUUUUCCUUAAGGGAUAAGUCAUCUGAGACAAUCCACUGUAGAAUUAUACCGAAUGUUGGUCAAUUUCCAUUCAGAAGCAUUCAUUUCGGCAGAUUUCGACAAGAAGUAUAGCUUCUCCUGCCCUGGGGACGACCAUGGUAGGUGUUAGCAGCCAAUCUCAUUAAAAUCAGAUCUUAGUUCUCGCUGCCGCUAAACAAAGAUCUGAGGACAUCCCAUUACGGGUCACGUCAGACCGACCUUUCGCGAACUCUAACCGACCAAUGGAAUUACUG
Molecule: messenger RNA, 2295 nt
Organism: Haliotis rufescens (red abalone)
Lineage: Eukaryota; Metazoa; Mollusca; Gastropoda; Lepetellida; Haliotidae
Exons: 2
Coding region: 415-1233 (272 amino acids)
Source: RefSeq, a predicted model, not a curated record